This is a messenger RNA of Odontomachus brunneus, 5552 nucleotides long. RefSeq lists its product as uncharacterized. The transcript has 23 exons. The coding region runs from base 140 to 5542 and encodes 1800 amino acids. Gene Ontology annotation, molecular function: metalloaminopeptidase activity; peptide binding; zinc ion binding. Gene Ontology annotation, cellular component: cytoplasm. Gene Ontology annotation, biological process: proteolysis; peptide catabolic process. The record is from RefSeq and is a predicted model, not a curated record. NCBI's taxonomy places the organism in Eukaryota, Metazoa, Arthropoda, Insecta, Hymenoptera, Formicidae.
AGGACUAGAUGUCGAUACUCGUCCAUGUGUGUAUCGAUACACGAUGCCUCUGGGUAUUUAAAAGACUCAAUUCGCUCACACACGGACCACUCUAUGUUCGUAAUGAUACCGAGCCCUCUGAUGUCGUUGCUAAUCUAAGAUGGUGACGACAAUGAGAAUUGGUGUAGUGCUCCUCACUAUAUUGUUCAAUGUUCUGAUAUACACAAAUUCAAUUGAUAUUACCCGCAUGCCUACACUAAAUAACAAAUUCGAUAAUACAGUCGAUGAUGCUUUACCGGACACUAUAUCACCCUUCAGCUACGACAUAAUCCUGAAAAUGGCUAGUCCGGACAAAGACUACUUUCAUGGGAUAGUUAAUAUAACCCUCGAAGUAUAUAAAACGACUCCAACCAUUAUUUUUCACUUAGAAAACCUAGAAAUAGACCUCAUAAGUGUCAGACUUGAAGGACUCUUAGACAAUAUACAGUACGAACUAAAGACACAGGCCAGAUAUGUCGCUGAGGGUAUUUCGUCUCUAACAUUUAAUAAAUAUUUGUUUCCUGGAAAGUACAUAUUAAGUAUGGAAUAUAAAGGUAAAAUAGAGAAAAACUUUGGUUUCGUCAAAAUCAAACACAAUAAAUGGGAUACCGGAAAUACGAUAUCGUACAUAACGGUGCUUGAACCGAACGGAGCUCGACGCGUGUUUCCAUGUUGGGACGAGCCAAAGUUCAAGGCAAUCUUCAAAAUCUCUGUCGACCAUAUGCCUGGAUAUUAUGUUUUCUCUAAUAUGGAGCAACGUAGCUCUACGCAACUUGGACACCGAAUACGCACGAGUUUUGAAUCUACAUACUUCAUGCCUACUUAUCUCGUCACAAUCGGUAUUCUUCAUUCUGUAUACGGAAAGGUAAUGAAAGACGACACCAUAUGGUUUAGCAAACAAUUGACCCAAGAAUCUAGCAAUCGCCUACGACAAUUCGUUAAACGGACUGAUCAAUAUUUAUCGGACUAUACGAAUAACUUCUGCACAAAAAUGAAGACCAAUGUCAUCGCAUUUCCAGAAUUACCUACGAAGAUUAUGGGAGGUUGGCAAUGUACAGUUUUCAGAGACAGUGACAUCGUACACGAGCCAAUAUGGGAUUUUUUCAGUCCUACAAGGGAUAAAUGGAGAAAAGUAACACACGGAUUAGUACGAACUUGUAUCGAAAGUAUCGUAACUCCAGCCAAGUGGUCUCAUGCAUGGCUUAGCAAGGCACUUGAAUUCCAAAUCAAUUACAAUAUCCUUAAAGAGCGUUAUAGCACGGAAUGGAUAAUACAUCUUUAUGUAGUGCAAAUUUUACUGCCUGCUUUGCAUAACGAUAUUGUUUUCGAUGUGCCACCUAUCGAAUAUAGAUAUGAUGCCGUUUAUUCUUCUUUAAUUUACAAAAAAGCAUUCACUAUAAUGUACAUGUUGGAAAAUAUUAUUAAGAAGGAUGUAUUCCAAAAAGCCGUUGCCGAGUAUAUACGAAUGUAUGCAUAUGGCGACGCUACACCAACCGAUUUCUUCAGUGUUAUAAAUACAGUAAUAUUACAAUUAACGGGCGAACUCCAACAUAACACAGAGGACCUAAUGGCCGGCUGGAUAUCGUCCAAAAAGUACCCUACAUUGCUGCUUAAACGAUAUUAUAAUAAUAGAACGAUGAUACUUUCGUAUGAUGACACGAGAGACGACCAAAUUCAACAUAAAGACUGGGUGAUUCCUAUAAAUUACAUUACGCAGGAACUUAAUUAUGCCAGUCAUAUAUUGUGGUCAGGUAAUAAUUCGUCGCGGUACUAUAAUUCUAUAUUAUUUCCUAUGAUCGAUAACAAUGACUGGAUCAUAUUAAACAAGAAAGAAUACGGCUACUACCGCGUGAAUUAUGAUAAUGACAAUUGGCUGAAAAUCGCGAAUUACCUAAAUAACAACGAUUACUCGAAGAUAUAUACCGUGGCUCGUGCUCGGAUCAUCGAUGAUGCAUAUCAUUUUGUUAUUGAGGAAAGAAUUAAUGCGACGACUUACUUCGCCUUGAUUACAUAUUUAAAAAGAGAAACUAAUGUUAUAGUGUGGCAUGCAAUGAUGAAUACCCUGACAUACAUGUCGCCUUUCUUCAAGUUCCGUGAAAGUAAAAAUUUUACGGACCUGAUGUUGUCUACCAUGAAUAGUGUUCUGAUGACCAUCGAGGACAUACAAAAUAGUGAAUACAAUAUGCAGAAAGCUUUGCGAUUAUUACUGCUCAAUUGGGCCUGCAAACAUGGCGAUCAGAAUUGCAGACACACAGCCAACAUGCAGCUAACGGCACAACUUAUCAAUCCAAAGAAACAUGAGAAUUGCUGGAUGGAUUGGUUGUUUUGCGCGGGUCUGAUGAACACGAGCAAAGACACUUGGGAGAAAAUAAAGCAGAAUGUCGCGAAUGGAGACGAUGUAGAAAAUAUAAAAUAUCUGACUUGCAAUGAAAACGAUGACAUGAUCAUAGAGCUUUUGAAGUCGAUUAUCUUCGAGCCUGACAAUAACUGGCCACAACUGUCAAAUAUACAGCUGAAAAAAUUAUACGAUGCCAUUAUAAAGAAGCAUUCAAGCAAGACAAAAGUACUGAAUUUUCUCUUGGAAAAUUUCGAUUCUAUAUUUCCCAGUUACAUGACUAAAAUCGAGAAAAUAAGUAAUAUUAUACUGAGUCAAUAUUCCAAGUGCCACAUUGGGAAGAUAUCGAAUUACGUAUCAAGUAAUCCUAAGUGGAACGAGGAACAUAUUAAAACAAUUGCAAGAAUUUUAUUAAUACAAAUGGCUCGAAUAAAGGAACAAUAUACAUUUGUGCACAUUUUUACGCAAAAUGUAGAUACAGAGAGAUGUGUGACGACAAUGAGAAUUGGUGUAGUGCUUCUCACUAUAUUGUUCAAUGCCGGUCUGAUAUGCACAUAUUCAAUUCAGGAUAUUACCCGCAUGCCUUCAUUAAAUAAUGAUUUCGAUACAUUCGAUGAUCUUUUACCGAACACUGUAUCGCCCCUCAGCUACGACAUAAUCCUGAAACCGAACAAUGACUACUUUUAUGGGGUAGUUAGUAUACGCAUCGAAGUAAUUGAAACGACCUCAAACAUUACUUUUCACUUGCAAAACCUAGAAAUAAACUAUGAAAGUGUCAAACUUGAAGGACUUUCAGACAAUACAAAGUACGAACUAAAGGGAGAGAUCAGAUAUGACGAUAUGAGUAUUACGUCCCUAAUAUUUAAUACCAAGUUGUUUCCUGGAUCUUACAUAUUAAGUAUGGAGUAUACAGGUAACAUAGAGGAAAACUUGGGCUUCGUCAAAAUCAAACACAAUAAAUGGGAUACCGGAAAUACGAUAUCGUACAUAACGAUGCUUGAACCGAACGGAGCUCGACGCGUGUUUCCAUGUUGGGACGAGCCAAAGUUCAAGGCAAUCUUCAAAAUCUCUGUCGACCAUAUGCCUGGAUAUUAUGUCUUCUCUAAUAUGAAGGAACAUACGUCUACGCAACUUAAACAACGAAUACGCACGAAUUUUGAAUCUACAUACUAUAUGCCUACUUAUCUCGUCACAAUCGGUAUUCUUCAUUCUGUAUACGGAAAGAUAAUGACAGAUGACACCAUAUGGUUUAGCAAACAAUUGACCCAAGAAUCUAGCAAUCGCCUGCGACAAAUCGUUAAAUGGACUGAUCAAUAUUUAAUGAACUAUACGAAUAACUUCUGCACAAAAUUAACAACCAAUGUCAUCGCAUUUCCCGAAUUACCUAAGAAGAUUAUAGGAGGUUGGCAAUGUACAGUUUUCAGAGACAGUGACAUCGUACACAAGCCAAUAUGGGAUUUUUUCAGUCCUACAAGAGAUACAUGGAGAAAAGUAACACAUGGAUUAGUACAAAAUUGUAUCGAAAGUAUCGUCACUCCAUCCAAGUGGUCUCAUUUAUGGCUUAACAAGGCACUUGAAUUCCAAAUCAAUUACAAUAUUCUUAAAGAGCGUUAUAACACGGAAUGGAUGAUACAUCUUUAUGUAGUGCAAAUUUUACUGCCUGCUUUGCAUUACGAUAUUGUUUCCAAUGUGCCACCUAUCGAAUAUGGAUAUGAUGCCGUUUAUUCUUCUUUAAUUUACAAAAAAGCAUUCACUAUAAUGCACAUGUUGGAAAAAAUCAUUAAAGAGGAUAUAUUCCAGCAAGCCGUUGUCGAGUAUAUAAACACGUAUGCAUAUGGCAGCGCUACACCAACCAAUUUCUUCAGUGCUAUAAAUACAGUAAUAUUACGAUUAACGGGCAAACUCCUAUAUCACACAGAGGACCUAAUGGCCGGCUGGGUGUCGUCCAAAAAGUAUCCUACAUUGCUGCUUAAACGAUAUUAUAAUAAUAGAACGAUGAUACUUUCGUAUGAUGACACGAGAGACAACCAAAUUAAACAUAAAGACUGGGUGAUUCCUGUAACUUACAUUACGCAGAAAUAUAAAUAUAAUCAUGACAAACCUGUAUUGUGGUCAGGUAAUAUUUCAUCGCGGUACUAUAACUCUAUAACAUUUCCUGUGAUCGAUAACAAUGACUGGAUCAUAUUGAACGAGAAAGAAUACGGCUACUAUCGCGUGAAUUAUGAUAAUGACAAUUGGCUGAAAAUCGCGAAUUACCUAAAUAACAACGAUUACUCGAAGAUAUAUACCGUGGCUCGUGCUCGGAUCAUCGAUGAUGCAUAUCAUUUUGUUAUUGAGGAAAGAAUUAAUGCGACGACUUACUUCGCCUUGAUUACAUAUUUAAAAAGAGAAACUAAUGUUAUAGUGUGGCAUGCAAUGAUGAAUACCCUGACAUACAUGUCGCCUUUCUUCAAGUUCCGUGAAAGUAAAAAUUUUACGGACCUGAUGUUGUCUGCCAUGAAUAGUGUUCUGAUGACCAUCGAGGACAAAGAAGAUAGUGAACACAGUAUGCAAAAAGCUAUGCGAUUAUUACUGCUCAAUUGGGCCUGCAAACACGGCGAUCAGAAUUGCAGACAGACAGCCAACAUGCAGCUAACGGCACAACUUAACAAUCCAAAGAAAUAUGAGAAUUGCUGGAUGGAUUGGUUGUUUUGCGCGGGUCUGAUGAACACGCGCAACGACACUUGGGAGAAAAUAAAGCAAAAUGUCACGGAUGGAGACGGUGUAGAAAAUAUAAAAUAUCUGACUUGCAAUGAAAACGAUGACAUGAUCAUAGAGCUUUUGAAGUCGAUUAUCUUCGAGCCUGGUAAUAAAUGGCCACAACUGUCAAAUAUACAGCUGAAAAAAUUAUACGACGCCAUUAUAAAGAAGCAUUCAAGCAAGACAAAAGUACUGAAUUUUCUCUUGGAAAAUUUCGAUUCUAUAUUUCCCAGUUACAUGACUAAAAUCGAGAAAAUAAGUAAUAUUAUACUGAGCCAAUAUUCCAAGUGUCAAAUUGCGAAGAUAUCGAAUUACGUAACAAGUAAUCCCAAGUGGAACGAGGAACGAAUUACAGUUACAAGUAUUUUAUCAAUACAAUUGGCUCGAAUAGAGAAACAAUAUACAUUCGUGCACAUUUUUACGCAAAAUGUAGAUACAGAGAGAUGUUGAUCAAACAAUU